AAGCACUCGGCACUGUCCACUUCCACGCGAUGAUAUAUUCCAAAUCGCCAUAGAAGACAGAAGUCCGGGCUUUUCUCCGUUAAGACAACGAAAUACCCCUUUCUCUCCUCCAAGCUUUGCUUCAGAGAAGCAUGACCACCGUCGCUGCUCCUUCUCGCAAGGCUCUGAGCAAAAUCGCCUGCAACCGGCUGCAGAAGGAGCUCGUCGAAUGGCAGGUUAACCCCCCGGUCGGCUUCAAACACAAUCUUACGGAUAAUCUACAGAGGUGGGUCAUCGAGGUCGCAGGUGCCGCCGGUACGCUUUAUGCGAACGAGACCUACCAGCUUCAAGUUGAUUUCCCGGAGCAUUACCCCAUGGAAGCGCCGCAGGUUAUCUUUCUUCACCCUGCGCCCUUGCAUCCACAUAUUUAUAGCAAUGGGCAUAUUUGUUUAGAUAUCUUAUAUGAUUCAUGGUCUCCUGCAAUGACUGUAAGUUCCGUCUGCAUCAGCAUUUUAUCCAUGCUAUCAAGCUCCAGCAUAAAGCAACGCCCUGCUGAUAAUGACCGCUAUGUGAAGAACUGUAAGAAUGGCAGAUCUCCAAAGGAGACGAGGUGGUGGUUCCAUGAUGAUAAGGUAUAAUACUUCAUUGUGUUGGUACAAAGGAAUAAUUUUGAGGUCAUUCUCAUGGAGGGUUUGUGUGAUAAUUUGAGAUUGCUUACGUUAUUUGUAAAGGGAAUUAUAAUAAUAAUAGUAAAAAGUAAAAACUAUAUUUAU
Molecule: messenger RNA, 752 nt
Organism: Dendrobium catenatum
Lineage: Eukaryota; Viridiplantae; Streptophyta; Magnoliopsida; Asparagales; Orchidaceae
Product: probable ubiquitin-conjugating enzyme E2 16
Exons: 6
Coding region: 132-617 (161 amino acids)
Source: RefSeq, a predicted model, not a curated record